AUGGUCUCUCAUAGCGCUGGUCAAGCUCAGCCAUCGAAACGGAAGUCAGGGAAGGACACCGGGAGCGGACAAACGUCCUUGAAUGGCACCUACAAGGAUGCCGGUGGCGACCCAGGAAUCAAUUUAUCGCAGGCUGCGCCUGCUAUACUAGAUAUCUACUGGGUCGUCUCAAUGCUGCUCGGUGGAUGCUGUGCGAAUGUAAUGGCCUAUGAGCAGUUGCUGAAGACGAAUCCUCGUAUUGGCUCGGCUUUAACGUUCUCGCAGAUGUUGUUCAUAACCACGACUUCGCUACCAUCUUUCCUAGUUUGGAAGCCGCACUCUAUAAUACCUCGACUAAAACCUCGACAAGUGCCGUUGUACAAUUGGGCCAUACAGGUGGCAGCAUUGAUUUCUGGAUCGCUGAUGAACAAUUGGGUCUUUGCGUUCAACGUUCCUCUGACCGUGCAAAUUGUCUUCAGAUCAGCUGGACUCCCCGUGUCCAUGCUGAUCGGCCGGUUUGUGUUGCAGCGGCGGUAUUCAUUUCUACAAGUGACGUCAGUAUUCAUGGUGUCUGUCGGCGUAAUACUGGCCACACUAUCCCGGCCUUCCGGUAGCAAGACAGAAAGCAGCCAUGAUAUACGCCAAUACACCAUAGGCAUCACUAUGUUAUUCGCUUCUUUAUUCCUUACAGGUUUCCUUGGCCUCCUCCAGGAGCGCACGUAUAAGAAGUAUGGUCCGUGUUGGCAAGAGGGCGUCUUUUACACGCAUUUCCUGUCGCUUCCGAUAUUCCUUUUCCUCGCGUCAGACGUCAAGAGAGGUUUCGGAGGCUUAUCUUCGCCUCGAACGGGCACUGAUGCCGCGCUCUCCGUUUCACCAUACAUUAUACUCGCCACAAAUCUGGUGUCGCAACUUAUAUGUGUCUCUGCUGUUAAUCGUCUAUCUUCGCAAGUAUCAUCUGUGUCUACGAAUAUUGUCCUCACAGCUCGCAAGGCCACGAGCCUUUGCUUGAGCGUGUGGUGGUUUGGAAACGGGUGGAACUGGCAGUUAGGUGCCGGUGCUGGAAUGGUGUUCCUGGGUAGCUCCUUGUUCACCGUGGGUGGAGCUAAGGCGAAGGAAGUCGCAAAACCGAAGAAGGAAUAA
Messenger RNA from Pleurotus ostreatus (oyster mushroom), 1119 nucleotides. Its product is annotated as golgi uridine diphosphate-N- acetylglucosamine transporter. The transcript has 8 exons. Gene Ontology annotation, biological process: transmembrane transport. The record is from RefSeq and is a predicted model, not a curated record. Lineage: Eukaryota; Fungi; Basidiomycota; Agaricomycetes; Agaricales; Pleurotaceae. The coding region runs from base 1 to 1119 and encodes 372 amino acids. Gene Ontology annotation, cellular component: Golgi membrane; endoplasmic reticulum membrane. Gene Ontology annotation, molecular function: UDP-N-acetylglucosamine transmembrane transporter activity.